UCCUCAAAUCUGAAUUCAAGAAGCUGUUGUUUUAAAGGAAGUCUUUUCGCGUCACGUGUGACAGACCACGCAUAUAUAGUUCGUGAAUAAUCAACCCGGCGCCACUUCAGUACCACGACAAGCCAAUGAAUUGCGUUUGUCCACAUCCUCGGACGACUUGCCAAGCAGGGGCCAGCGGUUGACGAGGUGUCCCUGAACGCAACAGCAGCUCGUCGACGCCGCGCGCCGAGACAACUACGUGAAGAAGAGCAGCGGCGCUGGAGCCCAAAAUGGUCCAGUAGGAGUGUAAGAUGCCAGCUAUGAGUCAGAGUAGUCCCUCUCUGUGGACUCAGCUCCCCCAGGGCAGCCGGUCCCCAUGUGACCGCUACAAGCAUGCCUGCUGCAGCUACGAUGGACACGUCUAUGUCUUGGGAGGCAGAGACACCAGCUGUCUGAGGGACUUGUGGAGGUACAGCGUAGUAUGUAACGAGUGGACGGAGUUGAACUGCACCGGUGAGGCUGCACCUGAAGAGUUGGAGGAACAUUCUAUGGUGGCUCAUGAGGGCUUCCUGUAUGUGUUCGGAGGCAUGUUGGAUUCUGCUUACACCAAGUGCAGAUGUGCCCUCUGGGUGUUUGACAUUGCAAAGCAGAAAUGGGUGCCCUGCCAGGGAAAGACAAGUUCACCACAGACCCAAAUGCCGACCAACAGAAAGGGGCACAGUGCUGUGGUGCUUGGCUCUGUCAUGCUGGUGUAUGGAGGUUUCGUGGACAUAAAGGGUUCCUCACAGGAAUUUUGGAGUUUGGAUUUCGAUACCAUGGCUUGGUCCCUACUGAGUGACUGUCAGCAGGGCUCAUUAGGCCCGGGCCCGAGACACAGCCACUCGGCCGCGGCCCACCAGGAUUGCAUGUACUUGUUCGGGGGCUUGAAAGGCUUGCGGGAGCAGCGAGACUUCUGGAAGUGGAACUGCAGCAGCCACAAGUGGAGUUCCCUCAGAACCAAGUCCGGUCCCUCCAGACUGAUGGGCCACUCAGCUGUGGCCUACAAGGAUAGCAUGCUGCUUUUCGGGGGUGGCGAGAGCCAGAAUUCGCCAAAGAACUGCCUGUGGAGGUACAACUUCAACAAUCAGACCUGGGGGCAGGUGGCCACACUCCCAGGCUCUAGCCCCCCGGACAAGAUUCACCACUGCUGCACUGGGCUGGGUCCAAGCUACAAGUCGGACACCAGCAGCCCCUCCUCCAACUCAGGACGCCAACCCAGGCUACUGGAGGACAAGGCCUUCAGACCCUUCAAGAACAAGUGUUUCCCUGCACCUCUCACGUUUCUAGGAUCAGAGGGCGACAUCGAGCUGGAGACGUUCAGCCUGGACAAGUGCUACGGUAGCAAAACACUCACACAGCUGGAGAAAAGCAAAGAGGGCUCGACGGGGAAAGAGGAGCCGCAGGUCAGAUACUGUUUGACCUUUGAGAACAAAGCUUUCAGCAAACAGUGGAGCUGCACAGAGGAGGACUUGCUCAAUGAGGACGAUAGUGACAUAGUUCAGCACCUGCCCGAUCUGCUGCUGGUGCUUGGAGGAAGACCUUGCACCAGUCUUGGCCCCAUGUCCAUAUGGCAAAUGACUCUCACUGACUCAGAACAGCCAGUGAAGAACAAACUGACUUUUUUCACGUGACAAGUGUGAAAACAACAGUGUUAUGUCAUUUUUAAGUUGAUCUUACAUAUUUAAAGGGUUUACCAACAUUCUGUAUAUAAGGAAAUAACUUCACAUACAAAAUAGUUUAUACCAAUGACUGUACAGAAAGACGGACAACGCAUCUCCACAGUAAAGCACGUGGUCGUCCAAGAAGUUUCUUCACUUCAUAGUUAUUGCUCACGUGGUCAGAGGGUGGCUGUGGCUCGGGAGGUAGAGACGCCCGAGGGCUGGUGGUUCGAUCCCUGCUUCCUCAGUUAGCACUCCAAUGUGUCCUUGAGUCCUCUUAAUUGCCUCUGAUGGCUCUUCUGGGCAGUGUAUCAGUCUGUGUGAAUGUGACAUGCAUGUCACAUGAAUGCUGCAUGAAUGUGUGUGAAUGGGUGAAUUAGACUUCUCCUGCGCUGUGAGUGGGGGGGUUCACAGUAACCAGCCAUUAGAGUGCGAUCAAGAUGUUUUGGCUUCACUUUUGUUGUUUUUAAUAUGUUGUCAGGAAAUGUAUAUGCAUUAAUAGUAAGUAAUAAUAAUAAGUUCUGAGCAUGGUGCGCUGAAUAUCAACAUCGGGAUCACCAGUCCUUACCCUAUUCCUACUUGCUGCUGUGGCAGUUUAUUGUUUUUACAUAUUACAUAUUUCAGCUCGAUAAGCUGCCGCCAUAUCUGGUGAAGACACUGUCUGAUUACCUUCACAUCUGAAGAAGGAAGGUGUAAGUAAGAACUGGAGCAAAGAUGGGGCCAACAUGCGCAAAACUAGUCGGUUCAUGCACUUAUGUUUAUGCAAAUCUUGUUAAAUAACUAAAAACUGGCGUAUGAACCACGAGACUCACAUAGUCCCUAGAGGCACAAAUGGAGCAGCAGAACAAACCGCAUUACUGUACUGGAAGAAAAAAAGACGUACAUGAACGGAACAAUUAUUUUGAUUCCGUUUCCCCUUACAACUGAUAAAUUAUAGGCUAUAUCUGCAUGAGGAAAAAGCUAAUAUUGGAAUUUGAUGAUUAUAGCAAAAUAUUUCCAGAAAUGACGGAGAGGUGGUCAAUCUGCGUCAUCAGUAGUGGACAAUAUAGGCAGCGGCUGUCAGGUGAUCUGCUAAAAGUUGGGCGGCUGUAGGUUUGAUCCCAGCUGCCACUAGUCCGCAUGCUGAUGCGUCCUUGGGCAAGUCACUUGACCCUAAAUGAUCUCUGGCAGCUCUUCCAGUAGUGUAUGAAUGUGAUGGGGGGAAAAAACGCAGUAGAUUGCAGCCCUGUAUGAAUGUGACUUGUGCUGUAAAGUACUUUGAGUGGACAAUAUCACUAGAAAAGAGCUAUAUAAAUACAGUGUCCCACAAAGUGAAAACAUGGCAUCUCCAUAUCCAUGUCAUAACCCUACAUUAUAACCAAAAUUACACACAAUGGCGCCAGAGCUCAGCGUUCUGUUCUCGUGUCUCAGCAGGAACUUCCAUCAGCUGAAGCUCAGUGUGAAUCUCAGGAGAUGGAUCAGGUUCAGUGAUUUCAAACAGUUGCAGCCCAUCACAUGCAACCAGCCAGGACAAAGAAUAUCAAAAAGGAGUAUUACUUAACCCCAACCCCUUGUACACCUUUGGUUAAUGAUUAUGUAAUAGAUUUGGGGUUUUUUCCACACAGCAUGUGGGAUUCGUCAACUAUAAG
Scophthalmus maximus (turbot) is the source of this 3304-nucleotide messenger RNA. It is a transcript of the gene klhdc3l, whose product is annotated as kelch domain-containing protein 3. Gene Ontology annotation, cellular component: cytoplasm. The transcript has 8 exons. Bases 291 to 1649 code for a protein of 452 amino acids. Gene Ontology annotation, molecular function: chromatin binding; protein binding. NCBI's taxonomy places the organism in Eukaryota, Metazoa, Chordata, Actinopteri, Pleuronectiformes, Scophthalmidae. The record is from RefSeq and is a predicted model, not a curated record.